AUACACGUUGCCAACCAUUUCGAAUGGCAUCGCACGCAGCAAUAGUGGCUGUCAAUAUAUCGCACGAAAAAAAUACCGCACAAAAAAUACCAAGCACAGACUAGCAGCGCAAUCAACACACAAAGCAACCAAAAAGGCCGCCGUCGCCAAUUGGAAUAGCAGCAGCAGCAGCAGCAACAGUAGAAAAAGCACGAUGCCGCAAUACGUACCAAUACAGGGCUUUAAACAGCUGGAGGAUGCGCUGAAAGUGCACGCUAAGAACAAUUGCCUCAUCUAUAUGUAUUUCUUUGGGGAGAAGGAUAGCAAGGGUCGCAGCUGGUGUCCCGACUGUGUGGCGGUUGAGGAGCUUGUGGAAACAGCGCUUCGUGAAAAUGCCCAUCCCAAUGCGCUGAUAUACACCGUCGACGUGGGAAAUCGCGACGCCUGGAAGGAUCGCAGCGACAACAACAAAUUCCGUAUGCCGCCCUACUCGCUCAGCGUGAUACCCUCGCUGUUGCGCUGGAACAGUGUCGAGCGUUUGGAGGGCGAUCAGCUGUUGAAGCCCGCCCUGCUGGAGCUGUUCUUUAACGAGGCCAAGUCGCAGGGCGCCGCCGAGAAGACGGUACCAUGCAAAUAGUCUGAUAAGCGCAUUUCUGUAAUUAACUGCUUGCUAGAGGUGUGCAUGCGAGCGUGUGUGUGUGUGUGCGAGAGAGUCUGCAUCUGUGUGUGUGUGUGUGUGUGUGUGUGUGUGCGGUGAGAGAGAGAGAGAGAGAGCGCAAUAAACACGCUGUUGAGUUAAACUCAACAGCAAAAUCAAAAACUCAA
Messenger RNA from Drosophila virilis, 804 nucleotides. RefSeq names its product thioredoxin domain-containing protein 17. Gene Ontology annotation, cellular component: cytosol. The record is from RefSeq and is a predicted model, not a curated record. Gene Ontology annotation, molecular function: protein-disulfide reductase [NAD(P)H] activity. Lineage: Eukaryota; Metazoa; Arthropoda; Insecta; Diptera; Drosophilidae.